Molecule: messenger RNA, 558 nt
Organism: Austrofundulus limnaeus
Lineage: Eukaryota; Metazoa; Chordata; Actinopteri; Cyprinodontiformes; Rivulidae
Molecular function (GO): nucleic acid binding; zinc ion binding
Source: RefSeq, a predicted model, not a curated record
AUGUUUAAGUCGGCAGUGUUGAAGUCCCAAACUGAGCAAGUCAGGAAACAACUGGAGUGUGUUGUGGGGUUGGACAGGUUAGAUUAUGACUUAUGGGGUGAUCACGUGGUCCAUUUCAUUGAUAAACAGGAGAAGGACAGACAAACUGAAAAACAAGAGAUGGUCUCGCUGGAGGCACAGUUAAAUAAAGCUAAGCUUAAGGAUCUACGAGAUAAGGUGAAUCAGAUAAAAGAAAAGAGUGUAGUUCAGAUGCCUCAAAUAAUGGAAAUGCCCAAAACAGGAAAGCAACAAGAAGUGUUGGUGCAGGGAGAAUGGGGGCCAAAUAAUAAUCAGGUUCAAUAUUAUCAAAACCACCAAUACUCACCAAGAGGGAGGGGCACAAGAUUGGGUCGUAAAGAGAGGGGGUACAAAAAGGGUUACAAAUCGGACGCGUGCUUCCUGUGUGGUUUAAUGGGUCACUGGGCUAAAGAAUGCCCGAUAAGGUUUGGGGUACCCAUGCAGCAGGGACCUGGUCCAGCAUUUCCACCUCAACAUUACCUGUCACCACCAUUUCCACAA